Molecule: messenger RNA, 977 nt
Organism: Elaeis guineensis (African oil palm)
Lineage: Eukaryota; Viridiplantae; Streptophyta; Magnoliopsida; Arecales; Arecaceae
Product: monothiol glutaredoxin-S9-like
Source: RefSeq, a predicted model, not a curated record
CCUGAACUCCGUCCCUCCUAUAGAAUGCCUUCUUCCCCCUGUACAAAACAAAACGAAUCCCUUCUUCCCAACCAUCUAUACCUCUCGCUGGAUCACAUAGCAAGCGAAGUACGCGAAGGAGAUGCAACAGGCGAUCCCGUACAGCAAGGGGGCGGCGUGGGUCCGGCGGAGCAACGACGGGAGGAGGCCGCCGGUGGAGCCGGCGGCGAUGGCGGCUCGGUGCGUCGCCAGCAGCGGCGACAUAAGGAGGGUGGUGGAGGAGAACCCAGUGGUGGUGGUGGGGCGGCGAGGGUGCUGCAUGGUCCACGUGGUGAGGAGGCUGCUGCUGGGGCAGGGGGUGAAUCCGACGGUGUGCGAGGUCGGGGAGGACGCCGACGAGGCCGCGCUUAUCGGAGAGCUGCACCCAGAGAUGGCCGCGGAAGGCGGCGACGGUGGGGCCCACCUUCGGGGGCAGGGGAUGGUGCUGCCGGCGGUGUUCAUCGGGGGGAGGCUGGUUGGGGGACUGGACCGGCUCAUGGCCGUGCACAUCUCCGGCGAGCUCGUCCCGAUCUUAAAGCAAGCCGGCGCGUUAUGGCUCUGAAUCCUGGCCGUCAUUUCGUUUUUGGAGUCACACUUUCUCUCUGUUCGUUCUUCCUCUUAUGCUCAUUUACGUGUAGUUCACGGCUUGAUAGGUAGGAAACGAUUGGGUGUGCGUCUGCCACAUCUCGCUAGUGGUAUCUAUGUAUGUCUGUGGGCCAGAUGGGCGUGGGAAUUGUAACCCAGUGCAAGACUCACAUAGAAUUAGUUACAAUUUUUUUUUUUUUCCAGUUUUUGUUGCAAAGCAAUGUUUAAUUUUGAUAAGUUAUCUAUGCUCUGCGCUUGCAAUUAUAAAGAAGGUGCAGAAGAGGGAGCUCUUAAAUGGGGUGCUCUUUUAUACACUUGCGCUGGCACUAGAGAUGUUUAUUGUUAUCACUGCAACACCAGUGCUAUAUUUUUGU